This is a messenger RNA of Thrips palmi, 1133 nucleotides long. Its product is annotated as juvenile hormone esterase-like. The transcript has 8 exons. Lineage: Eukaryota; Metazoa; Arthropoda; Insecta; Thysanoptera; Thripidae. The record is from RefSeq and is a predicted model, not a curated record. The coding region runs from base 1 to 1119 and encodes 372 amino acids.
AUGGUCAACUUAACAGGGCCAACUGUCCAAGUUCGCGAGGGCUCACUUCGCGGUCUACGAGACGUAUCAAAAUCUGGAAUCACAUUUUUGUCCUUUCUUGGUGUUCCGUACGCAAAGCCUCCCAUCGGCGAACGUCGAUUCAAAGGACCACAUCCUCCUAAUUCUUGGACUGGUGUCCGCGACGCGACAAAAGAGGGGCCCUGGUGUCCGCAAGCUUUGUGGUCGAGGAUGGUUCGUUUGCCGCUCAUGAAUGAAUAUGGCCGGCUUUUCACUGAUUUCGUGAGGGAACUGUCUCCCGAUACUGCAGAAGCGAUACCCGGGUUGCUUUGGGAUGGAAAACUGGCAAACAUUAAGAUGGACGAGGAUUGUCUCUCCCUUAAUGUGUAUACGCCUCAGGUUGAUCUGCCUGCUAAGUCCUUGCUGCCGGUCCUCGUCUUCUUCCACGGUGGUGCCUACCUUUGGGGAAGUGGCUCCAGAUUGAUGUAUGGUCCUGACUACCUGAUGGACCGCAGCGUAGUCGUCGUGGUCCCAAACUACCGCCUGGGAAUUUUAGGCUUCCUCGGCAGCAACACCUCCGACGCCCCGGGCAACGCGGGCCUCAAGGACCAGGUGCAGGCUCUGCGAUGGGUGAAGAAUAAUAUACGCAGUUUUGGCGGCGACCCGUCGAAAGUCACCAUAUAUGGCGAGUCCGCGGGCAGCGCCUCAGUUCACUACCACAUUCUGUCGCCUAUGUCCGCUGGUCUCUUCAGUGGUGCGAUAAUGUCCAGUAGUACGAGCCAGUCGGGAGUGUACCAGGGGAAGCCGUGGGACAUGAUGCGACGAACUACCAAGCUGUUUGGUGGCCCCUCCACCGCAAGUCCCUCUCAUAUGGUCAACUUUUUGAGGACCAUUCCGGCGUUGGUUCUAGCUGGUGGCUUCUUGGAAAUUGCCACUGAGGAUGAGAUAAAGCCGUUGGUGCCAACCCUCCCCUGUCGUGCCAUUGUCGAGCCAGCCAACAGUGGGGAACCAGCGUUCCUCGCAGAGGAUCCCAACGACCUCCUUGUUGCCGGCCGCUACACGAAAGUCCCCAUGAUCAUCGGAAGCAACUUGCACGAGGGCACCCUCUUCUUUGGCCCUUAAUACCGAGUAGCCCG